Mollisia scopiformis is the source of this 1680-nucleotide messenger RNA. RefSeq lists its product as uncharacterized. The record is from RefSeq and is a predicted model, not a curated record. Gene Ontology annotation, cellular component: plasma membrane. Gene Ontology annotation, molecular function: nucleobase transmembrane transporter activity. The transcript has 9 exons. Gene Ontology annotation, biological process: nucleobase transport; transmembrane transport. NCBI's taxonomy places the organism in Eukaryota, Fungi, Ascomycota, Leotiomycetes, Helotiales, Mollisiaceae. Bases 1 to 1680 code for a protein of 559 amino acids.
AUGGAUCGUGUUCGUAGACGCGUGGUGAGCUUCCCGGCUACUGUUAAGGGUGUGCCGGCUGCUAUUGUCGAGGCGGUGCGUAUGAAAGAGACGGAUGGGGAUCUUGUGAAUCGGUUUGGGACUCAUCGGUGGUCGAAUGAGGAUUUGGAUCCUGUUAGACCAGAGCGACGAAAUUGGACAGCAUGGAACUUUUUCUCUUAUUGGAUUGGUGAAAGUUGGGGUGCAUCAACAUGGAGUGUAGGCUCUUCCAUGGUUGCAGGCGGUCUCGUUUGGUACGAUGCUAUGAUCGCAAUCAUCGUCGGCCUUCUCAUCGGUAGUUUUUUCCUUGUUUGGAUCAGAGCAACCUUCGGUCCUUGGGGUGGACUUAUCCCUGUUGGCAUUCGUUGCGUUUUGGAUAUGGUGUGGUUUGGGAUUCAAACCUACUUCGGUGCUUUGUUCCUUGAUAUUGUAUUCCAGUGUGUCUUUGGACAUUCUUGGACCAACCUCCACAACUCACUGCCUGAAUCCUCUGGGACUACCACGAGAUUUAUGGUUGCAUACUUCCUGUACUGGUGCUUUCAAUUCGGCUCCUGCUUCUUCCGCCCAGAUCAACUCCGCUGGCUCAUCACAUUCAAAGCUUGCACAAUCCCAUUCGCCUGCCUCGGACUCUUCAUCUGGUCCCUCGUCCGAUCAGGUGGACCCGGCUCCUUCAAAGCGCUCGCUGUAACUACAGCUGAAGGCUCCAACAAACAAGCACUUCUGGCUUGGGGAAUCGUUGGUGCUAUCAACAAUGCUAUCAAUGGAGAAUUUGGCCCUUUGAUUGCUUCUGAGCCUGAUAUUACUCGUUAUUCGAGAAGACCAAGAGAUCAGAUUCUCGGUCAACUCCUUGCCGCUCCUUGGUCUGCGAGUUUCACUGCUAUAAUGGGCAUCAUUGCCGCUUCCUGCACGGGCAAGAUUUGGGGAACUGCUAUCUGGAAUCCUGCUGGUAUUCUUGACGCUAUUUUUGCCGAGAACAACGAUCCCAAGACCAAAUUCGCUGUCUUCUUAGUUGCCGUCACAUUCAUGGUUGGCCAAGUCGGAACCAACUUCAUCGCCAACCUCAUCCCAUUCGGCGUCGACUUAUCCGCUCUAGCACCUCGCUACAUCAACAUCGUCCGCGGCCAAAUCAUCUGCUGCAUCAUCGGCGGCUGGUGCAUGGUUCCCUGGAAAGUCCUCGUCUCUGGCGCCGUCUUCCUGUCUUGCAUCACUGGCAUGGGUAUCUUCAUGGGUUGUCUGGUCGGCAUCAUGCUCGCGGACUACUUUUUUAUCCGUCGAGGCAACUAUUUUAUCGAAGAUCUCUAUACGUCUGAUCCUCAAGGCCGGUACUGGUAUUUCCACGGAUGGCAUUGGAGAGCGUAUGUCGCUUAUGUUUGUGGUAUCUUUAUGCCAUUCCCAGGGUUCUUGGGGACCCUGGGAGUCAAGAGUAUGGCGGCCAAGCUGGGGCCCGCGAUGCAUUUGUAUGAUAUUGGGUACCUGGUUAGCACGUUUACGGCGAUGGCGGUGUAUACGCUGCUUUGCAAGAUCAGUCCUCCAGAUAAUGUUGCAGAGGCGAGGGCGAUGCCGUUCGAGGCUAUGGGCAAGAAGGAAGUUCUGCAUGGGUUGAAUGGGAGAAAUAGUGAAGAUGUUGAGAAUGUUGUUGUUUCUGAAGACAAGAAGAUGUAA